AUGCAUUCGUCCACGCCACCGUCCCUAGCCGUGGCGCUAACAGUGGCCCAACUCGUGCUGGUGUUGGUCGGUGAACGAGGCGCAACGGGAUCGCGACCCGGACCCGGCCACCGGAUGGAUGUGUACAUCGCGGGUUUUUUCCCGUACGGUGAAGGCGUCGAGAAUGGCGAAACCGGACGUGGCGUGAUGCCGAGCGUGAAGCUCGCGCUUGACCACGUGAACGAACACUCGACCAUCCUGCGCAGCUACCGGCUGCACAUGUGGUGGAACGACACCGAGUGCAAUGCGGCCGUGGGCAUGAAGUCGUUCUUCGACAUGAUGCACUCCGGUCCGCACAAGCUGAUGCUUUUUGGUGCGGCCUGUACGCACGUGACCGACCCAAUCGCGAAAGCCAGCAAACACUGGCAUCUGACGCAGUUGUCGUACGCCGACACGCAUCCGAUGUUUACGCGUGACGCGUUCCCAAACUUCUUCCGCGUCGUUCCAUCGGGGAACGCGUUCAAUGCGCCCCGGCUCGCACUGCUGAAGGAGUUCAACUGGACGCGUAUUGGUACGAUCUACCAGAACGAGCCGAGGUACUCACUGCCGCACAACCACAUGGUAGCUGAUCUCGACGCGCUAGGUCUGGACGUGGUCGAGACGCAGAGUUUCGUGUACGACGUGGAGGAAUCGUUGCGCAAACUACGCGAAAAGGACGUCCGCAUCAUCUACGGUAACUUCAACGAGUACUGGGCACGGCGCGUUUUCUGCGAAGCAUUCAAACUGGACAUGUUUGGGCGAUCGUACCAGUGGCUCGUCAUGGGCACGUACGGUAAUGAGUGGUGGGCCGAGAAUGACACCGACUGUGCGGUGGAACACGUGACUACGGCCCUCGAGUCGACGAUUCUGGUCGAUCUGCUGCCGUUAUCCACGAGCGGUGACAUCACCAUCUCGGGAAUUACGGCUGACGAGUAUCUGACGGAGUACAACAGCCGACGUGGUGGUGAGUACUCGCGGUUCCACGGAUACACCUACGAUGGGAUCUGGGCCGUUGCCAGUGCCAUCCAGUACGUUUCCCAGCGCAAGGAACACUCACUGACGCGCUUCGAGUACCGUGUGAAGGAGUGGGAAGACAUAUUUCUGGAAGCCCUCAAAAACACCAGCUUCGAGGGAGUCACGGGACCGGUGCGGUUCUACAACAACGAGCGAAAGGCUAGCUUCUUGUUGAAGCAAUUUCAGGGUGGCGCUGAGGUGAAGAUCGGUGAGUACAGCUCGCUUACUGGGCGGUUGGACUUGAGCCUUGGCCACCCAAUGAAGUGGGUCGGACGAAGUCCACCGAAGGACCGCACGCUGCGCAUCAUCGAGCACAGCCAGGUGAACAUUACCAUCUUCGUCGUGCUGGCGAGCACGUCCUGCAUCGGUAUCAUCAUGGCGACGGUGUUUCUCGCCGUCAACAUCAAGUUCCGCAACCAGAGGUACAUCAAGAUGUCUAGCCCGCACUUGAACAACCUCAUCAUCAUCGGCUGCAUACUCACGUACUUGAGCGUGAUAUUCCUCGGGCUUGACAGUGGCCUGAGCAGUGUGGCCGCCUUCCCGUACAUCUGUACGGCACGGGCCUGGCUAUUGAUGGCCGGGUUCAGUCUCGCCUUCGGUGCCAUGUUCUCCAAGACCUGGCGCGUACACUCCAUCUUCACCGAUCUGAAGCUCAACAAGAAGGUGAUCAAGGACUACCAGCUGUUCAUCGUCGUCGGUGUCCUGUUGGCGAUCGAUCUCGCGAUCAUGACCACCUGGCAGAUAGCGGAUCCGUUCUAUCGCGAGACGAAGUACAUCGAGCCAUCGGAACACCCAACUCUAGAGGACGUGAUCAUCGUGCAGGAGAACGAGUACUGCCAGUCAAGCAAAAUGACCAUCUUCAUCGGGGUGAUCUAUGCGUACAAGGGACUGCUGCUAAUCUUCGGUGCCUUUCUCGCGUGGGAAACGCGUCACGUGUCGAUACCGGCGCUAAACGACUCCAAACACGUCGGUCUGUCGGUAUACAACUGCGUGAUCAUGUGCGUGAUGGGAGCGGCCAUCGCACUCGUGCUGUCCGAUCGCAAGGACGCCAUGUUCAUCCUGAUAUCCGUGUUCAUCAUCUUCUGCACGACGGCCACACUCUGCCUGGUGUUUGUGCCGAAGCUGGUGGAGCUGAAGCGCAACCCAAGCGGUGUGGUCGAUAAAAAGGUUCGCGCCACGUUGCGCCCAGUGUCGAAGAAUCGCCGUGAUUCGUCGGUGUGCGAGCUGGAGCAGCGGAUGCGUGACGUGAAGCAGACGAACUGCCGCUUCCGAAAGGUGCUGAUGGAGAAAGAAGCCGAGCUGCAGGCACUCAUCAAACGGCUCGGACCGGAAGCACGCGCCUGGAUCGGUUUGGAGGCAUCCUCCUCCGAGCCAGACAUCAACAAGGAAUCGGUCAAGGUGCAGGUGAAAAAGGACUACGCCAGUGAAGGUACUGACUUUACGUCCAUCGGUAGCGUGGGCUCGAGCAAUGACACGUUGGAUUCGGCGGGUCCUGAAAGCCGCAAACACAAGAAAACGACCUUGGUCCUGCCGGGUGAGGAACUACCAGUGGCCAAACCCGCAACACAGACAGCCCCCAUCCCGGGUUCCACAUCGCGUGCCAACAUGGCGUCAGCAAUCUCGACGAUGGCCGUGGGAGCCGGUGCCGGUGUAGCAACAAUUGCAGCUGCCACAACCACAUCCGUCGCUCAAUCGCAGGCCAGUACCCAGCCAGUCCCGGUCAGCAACGUACACGGUGCUGUUGCACCGGUUGCAUCAGUGGCAGCCAAAUCAACGCAGGCAGCCGCAGCACAGACCAUCAACGUCAGCACCAGCGUGCCAGUCGAUCCAAGCAAGCCUAUGUUUAAUGAUGUCCGCCGGGAGUCCGUAUCGGCUGGCUCGAAAUGGUCACCAGGACAACCACUGCACCAGCAGCAGCAGCAGCAGCAGCAGCAGCAACAGACGCAGACCAUGGACCUUCACCGAUACUACGAUGACGAGCGCCCGAAUGGUCCAAUGGCGGUGGCGAAAUUCAGCACACAAGCGAACAGCAGCUCGACGACCUCAAUCACGCAUUCCAACACGGAACUGAAUCAGUUGUGCCAUCACUCGAAAUCGAGCAGCAAAAGUAGAGGAGAUAUGACCAGCGAUGGAUCGCGGCGUGUCAGCGUACAAAUGACGUCAUCUCUGAAGGGUAACUUUGUAGUUUCACAAAGUGAUCUGUGGGACACACACACGCUUUCGCACGCCAAACAACACCAACGACAAUCGCCCCGGUCACACCAGAGCUCAAACCGUUGUCCUGACCACAGCCACCUAAACCAAUCUCAGCAGGCUGUGCCAUCGCAGCAGGCGCAACAACAGCAGCAACAGCAGCAGUAUGAUCACGACAAUAGUGCAACGACCUCGCCGGGACCGAUACAGCGCAGUGUGUCGGAGAAGAACCGCACUAAACACCGGCAUAAGCAGCAGCACAAGAGCACGGCGUGUCAGAGUGAAACCGAUAGUGAACGAGAGCAGUCACGUGACUACCAGAACUUUUCGUCGUCCAUCUGUUCUACGGCUGCCAGCUCAACGGCAACCGUUUCUAUGGUAGGCAGUACGGCUGGUGGUGGUGGAGGUCACAUUAGCACAGGUGGGUAUGUCACACCGACCAAGAUGUCCUCCAGGCGAUUGGGCAAGUCGCAGCACUCACAUCACCAUUCGACACCCAACGUGGCACCAGAUCGUGCCGGAACGAUGGAUCGGAAACACCGAUCGAGUGAUUCGCGUGGUACGGCCGAUGGCAGCACGGGUGGAAGCGGAAGUGGCCCUCACGGUGGUAAACACCGGAAGAAGGAGGGUUCGGCCUCGAAGCCCAACCUGUAUGGGGCGUGCUCCGAGUCGGAGCUGCUCGAUGGCGAGACCGCCAUUUUGCCGAUCUUCCGCAAGCUGCUGAACGAGAAGGAGUCUAGGUUUAGAGCGAGAAACGUGGUAGGCGCCAGUUGCCCAAAUAUAUCGAUUAAAUGUGAUAUUGUUGAAUAUUUGUAA
This is a messenger RNA of Anopheles nili, 4041 nucleotides long. RefSeq names its product gamma-aminobutyric acid type B receptor subunit 2 (gene GABA-B-R2). The transcript has 10 exons. The record is from RefSeq and is a predicted model, not a curated record. Gene Ontology annotation, molecular function: G protein-coupled GABA receptor activity. Lineage: Eukaryota; Metazoa; Arthropoda; Insecta; Diptera; Culicidae. Gene Ontology annotation, cellular component: membrane; G protein-coupled receptor heterodimeric complex. Gene Ontology annotation, biological process: G protein-coupled receptor signaling pathway; gamma-aminobutyric acid signaling pathway. The coding region runs from base 1 to 4041 and encodes 1346 amino acids.